GAGAGAGCGGCCUCCAUAUGCCGCGGUCCUAGAGGCUUCUGGGCCGGAGGCGGUCGCACAAAGAGAGUCCCGGGAGGCCACUCCAGCCGCUGGACGACCAUAGAGAUGAGGCUCCUGCCCGCCUAGGGCCGGAGCUUUGCAGGUUACAAAACGAUUUUCCCGUUUGCCGGCAAUUGUGAUUCCCGCUCCCGCCCAAAGAUGUGGACGCUGUCAUCGCCUCCACUUUACAAACAGGAAAGCUGACGUCCCGGGAAGCGAGGGGACUACAAUCUGUCCAAAGCCACGCGCAUAUAAGAAGCCACAGCACAGAAACUAGUGGUGAUGACAGACACCGUGUUGGACUCACAGCCAGCCAACAGCACUGGGGAGAUGGAUGGACUGUGCCCUGAGCUACUGCUGAUCCCCCCAACUCUCUCUAACCAUGGAAUCCUAGAGCCUGUCCAGAGCCCCUGUCCUUCUGGGAACCCUCCACCUUUGCCUCCUGACCCAGGCUGCCUGUUGGUAGAAACCACAGCCACUGAAGAGGACACAGGGAACAUGGAAAUCAUUGUGGAAGCAGUAGCUGGAAAUCUGUCCCCAGGUGCUCCUGGAGAGACUCCAGGUGUCCUGGUAAAAGUGGUGGAGGUGUACUUCUGUGAGCGCUGUGAGCAGAGCUUCGCAGAGCCCACUCUGCUGGCCCUGCACCAGUGCACUGAGACCCUUAUUCAGCCCAUGCAGGGCCUCCCUACCUCACCCUGCUCUGUAGAGCUGCCCCCCAGCAACCUCACUCUCCCCGGCCCUCUGCAGGGCCAGAGCCCACCAGAUAGCCCCCUGCGAUGCCCUGUGUGUAGACAAGAGUUUGCCCAACCCCAGGCCCUGAAGAGCCACUUCAAGAUGCACCGGGGCACCCCCGACACCUUCUCCUGCCCAGAGUCUGGCUGUGUGUUCUCCACUCAAGAGCGCACGGGGCUCCAGCAGCACCUGAGGCAGACCCACAGAGCACUUCCGGUGCCCUGUUCCUUCCGGGGCUGCCCCCUGCUCUUUGGGAGCCAGCAGGGCAUGGAGCUGCACCGGCAGGCCCAUUACCCUUUCCACUGCAACCGCUGCAGCUUCGUGGGCUCCAACGUCAAACUCUUCCGGCAGCAUCAGCGGAGUCAUGGGGCCAGGAUGCAGCGAGAACCGUCUGCUGUAACAGGUCUUCCAUCCCAGGAGCUGCUGCCAGCUUCCAAAGUGCCUCCAGGAACAGGAGAGCCUUCAGAGGAGACAGGAGCACCCUUACCUGGGCAGGAGUCAGCGGAAGAGGAGAUGGAGGAGCGUGGUAGCCUGAAGAGCUCCCAGAAAGCCCUGGAGCUGGAAGGUACUGUGGCUUCUGGCACCGAGUCCCUCUUCAAGACCCACAUGUGUCCAGAAUGCAAGCGCUGCUUCAAGAAGCGAACUCACCUGGUGGAGCACCUACACCUCCACUUCCCAGACCCCAGUCUCCAGUGCCCCAACUGCCAGAAGUUCUUCACCAGUAAGAGCAAGCUCAAGACCCAUCUGCUGCGGGAGCUGGGCCAGAAGGCCCACCGCUGCCCGCUGUGCCACUACAGUGCUGUAGAGAGGAAUGCCCUCAACCGCCACAUGGCCAGCAUGCACGAGGACAUCUCCAACUUCUACUCGGACACCUAUGCCUGUCCCGUUUGCCAGGAGGAGUUCCGCCUCAGCCAGGCCCUGAAGGAGCACCUCAAGAGCCACACCGCGGCUGCCGCGGCUGAGCCACUGCCCCUCCGCUGCUUCCAGGAGGGCUGCAGCCACACGGCACCCGACCGCAAGGCCUUCGUGAAGCACCUGAAGGAGACCCACGGGGUGCGGGCCGUGGAGUGCCGCCACCACUCAUGCCCCAUGCUCUUCGCCACAGCAGAAGCCAUGGAGGUCCACCAUAAGAGCCACUAUGCCUUCCACUGCCCCCACUGUGACUUCGCCUGCUCCAACAAGCACCUGUUCCGCAAACACAAGAAGCAGGGCCACCCCGGCAGUGAAGAGCUACGCUGCACCUUCUGCCCCUUUGCCACCUUCAACCCAGUGGCCUACCAGGACCACGUGGGCAAGAUGCACGCUCACGAGAAGAUCCACCAGUGCCCCGAGUGCAGCUUUGCCACCGCCCACAAGAGGGUACUCAUCCGCCACAUGCUGCUGCACACCGGUGAGAAGCCCCACAAGUGUGAGCUGUGCGACUUCACUUGCCGCGACGUGAGCUACCUGUCCAAGCACAUGCUGACCCACUCCAGCAGCAAGGACUACAUGUGCACCGAGUGUGGCUAUGUCACCAAGUGGAAGCACUACCUCAGCGUGCACAUGCGCAAGCACGCGGGCGACCUCAGAUACCAGUGCAACCAGUGCUCCUAUCGCUGCCACCGGGCAGAUCAGCUGAGCAGCCACAAGCUGCGGCACCAGGGCAAGUCCCUGAUGUGUGAGGUGUGCGCCUUCGCCUGCAAGCGGAAGUAUGAGCUGCAAAAGCACAUGGCUUCCCAGCACCACCCCGGUACGCCGGCGCCGCUCUACCCCUGCCGCUACUGCAGCUACCAGAGCCGCCACAAGCAGGCGCUGCUGAGCCACGAGAACUGCAAGCACACCCGCCUGCGCGAGUUCCGCUGCGCCCUCUGUGACUACCGCACCUUCAGCAACACCACGCUCUUUUUCCACAAGCGCAAGGCCCAUGGCUACGUGCCCGGCGACCAGGUCUGGCAGCUCCGCUGUGCCAGCCAGGAGCCAGAAGGGGCCAGGCAGUGCCCAACACCCUCACCAGACUCAGAGCCUGCAAGUCAACUGUCUGCCCAGCCUGAGGGGCCAGACCACGACCCAGGGGCUGUGAUGGACCCCACCCUGAUCCAAGCCCUGCCAGAGACCAGCGAGGAGGGCAGUGCUGGGAAACAGGACAGCAGCGAGAUUCCCCAGGGGGACGACCUGGUUGGCAGCCCCAGUCCAGCGGAGGUAGACGAGGGCGGCUGCACACUACACCUCGAGGCCCUGGGAGUCGAGCUGGGACCUGUGGCUGACCCACCCCUUGAGGAAGUAACGGAAACAGCUCCUGUGGAGUUCAGGCCCCUGGACCCCUCUGGGCCCCUGAGCCUGGAAGGACCAGAGGGAACUUUGACAGAGCUGUCUACCUUUGAGGGUGCUGGAACUUCUGACUUAGGUGCUGAAGAGCCCAUUCUGGAAAAGUCAGUCUCUCAGCCCCCAACCAAUCCCUCUUCCUCAGAGGAGCCCCCAGAUGGCUGGGUGGGAACCUUCAAGGCAAGUAUACCCACCGAGACAGCACCCCUGCCCCAGCUCCCUGAAUCUGAGUCAUUACUCAAGGCCCUAAGGAGGCAGGACAAAGAGCAGGCAGAGGCAUUGGUGCUGGAAGGGCGAGUCCAGAUGGUCGUGAUUCAGGCAGAGGGGAGAGCUUUCCGCUGCCCACAUUGCCCAUUCAUCACCCGCCGGGAGAAGGCCCUGAGUCUGCACUCCAGGGCUGGGUGCCAGGGCCGCCGAGAGCCCCUGCUCUGCCCUGAGUGCGGCGCUAGCUUUAAGCAGCAGCGUGGCCUCAGCACACACCUGCUGAAGAAGUGCCCCGUUAUGCUCAGAAAGAACAAGGGCUUGUCCAGACCAGAUUCACCCAUCGCUCUGCAGCCUCUGCCCCCGGGCACCCCAGCCUCAGAAGAUGCAGAAGGUGGGAAGCCCCCAGCUGCACCAUUAGAAGAAGGAAUCAUGCUCCCAAGAGAUGCUCCUUCCGAGGCUUCUAGGGAGCCAGAGAAGAUAGGGGAGCCUCUUGCCGUGCUCUCUGGUUCUACAGUCCCUCCUGUGGGAGACUCCUUGCCCUCAGAGGCCCCUGAGAAGUUCCACUUUGAGCAGGGCAAGUUUCACUGCAACUCAUGCGCGUUCCUCUGCUCUCGCCUCUCCUCCAUCACCUCUCAUGUGGCUGAGGGCUGCCGGGGUGGACGCGGGGGAGGAAAGCGAGGGGCCGUCCAGACCCAGCCUGCCCUGUCCCCGCUGAGCAGCGGGGAUUCUGCACCCCUGAGCAGUGGGAGUAUAGAGCGCAGCCCGGGGGAUGGGGAGCCGGCCCUGCUGCCAAAGCAGAAGGCGGCCCGCUUCUCUUGCCCCACGUGUCCCUUUAGCUGCCAGCAGGAGCGGGCUCUGCGGACUCACCAGACCCGGGGCUGCCCCCUGGAGCCCUCUGGAGAGCUGCGCUGCGGCCUCUGCCCCUUCACUGCUCCCGCUGCUGCCGCCCUGAGGCUCCACCAGAAGCGCCGGCACCCCGCCGCUGCCCCGGCCCCAGCCCGAGCCCCCCGGCCCCCUCUGCAGUGCGGGGACUGCGGCUUCACCUGUAAGCAGAGCCGGUGCCUGCAGCAGCACCGACGGCUGAAGCACGAGGGGGUGAAGCCACAUCAGUGCCCCUUCUGCGACUUCUCCACCACCCGACGGUACCGGCUUGAGGCCCACCAGUCCCGACACACAGGGGUUGGCCGCAUCCGCUGCAACUCCUGUCCUCAGACGUUCGGUACCAACUCCAAACUGCGCCUGCACCGGCUGAGGGUGCACGACAAAACGCCUACCCACUUCUGUCCCCUCUGUGACUACAGCGGCUACCUCCGCCAUGACAUCACCCGCCACGUCAACAGCUGCCACCAGGGCACCCCGGCUUUUGCCUGCAGUCAGUGCGAGGCCCAGUUCAGCUCCGAGACGGCGCUCAAGCAGCACGCGCUGCGCCGGCAUCCGGAGCCCUCGCUGCCCACCCCUGGCUCUCCGGCGGAGGCCCCCGAGGGCCCCCUGCACUGCACCCACUGCGGGCUGCUGUGCGCCAGCCCCGCCAGUCUGCGGGGGCACACCCGGAAGCAGCACCCCCGGCUCGAGUGUGGGGCCUGCCAGGAGGCCUUCCCCAGCCGGCCGGCACUGGAUGAGCACCGGAGGCAGCAGCAUUUCAGCCACCGCUGCCAGCUCUGUGACUUUGCUGCCCGGGAGCGGGUGGGCCUGGUGAAGCACUACUUGGAGCAGCACGAGGAGACUUCCGAGGCAGCGGCAGCCUCGGCCGGGGAGGGGGACUCUGGUCAGCCCCCUCUGCGCUGCCCCUUCUGUGACUUUGCCUGCCGCCACCAGCUGGUGCUCGAUCACCAUGUGAAAGGGCACGGGGGCACCCGGCUCUACAAGUGCACGGACUGUGCCUACAGCACCAAGAACCGGCAGAAGAUCACCUGGCACAGCCGUAUCCACACCGGGGAAAAGCCCUACCACUGUCACCUCUGUCCCUAUGCCUGUGCGGACCCCUCCCGCCUCAAGUACCAUAUGCGGAUCCACAAGGAGGAACGGAAGUAUCUGUGCCCUGACUGUGGCUACAAGUGCAAGUGGGUCAACCAGCUCAAGUACCACAUGACCAAGCACACAGGACUGAAGCCAUACCAGUGUCCCGAGUGUGAGUACUGCACCAACCGGGCUGACGCGCUGCGCGUGCACCAGGAGACACGGCACCGAGAAGCUCGGGCCUUCAUGUGUGAGCAGUGCGGCAAAGCCUUCAAGACACGCUUCCUGCUGCGCACCCACCUGCGCAAACACAGCGAAGCCAAGCCCUACGUGUGCAAUGUGUGCCACCGGGCUUUCCGCUGGGCUGCCGGCCUGCGCCAUCACGCCCUCACCCACACCGACCGCCACCCCUUCUUCUGCCGCCUCUGCAGCUACAAGGCCAAGCAGAAAUUCCAGGUGGUCAAGCACGUGCGCAGGCACCACCCUGACCAGGCUGACCCCAACCAAGGCGUGGGCAAAGACCCCACCACCCCCACGGUGCACCUGCACGACGUGCAACUGGAGGACCCUGGCCCGCCUGCUCCCGCUGCUCCGCCCACUGGACCCGAGGGCUGAAUGCACCCCCCUCCCAGACACGAGGAGGGUGCGGACCCAUGUGCAGACUGGACCUAAGGGCUGAGCCCCCACCCCUCCCAGACACGAGGAGGGUGUGGACCCAUGUGCAGACUGAACCCAGAGCCAGCCUUAGGAGCUCAGGGCUGUGGGAGGGGCUGGCUUCAGGGCAUAAAUGAGGCUGGAACUCUCCUGGGAACCCUCCUGGCCCGUAGUACUUGGAAGUUGAUAUAAAAGAGAGACCUGGACCACAAAUUGA
Messenger RNA from Cervus elaphus (red deer), 6103 nucleotides. RefSeq names its product zinc finger protein 142 (gene ZNF142). Gene Ontology annotation, biological process: regulation of gene expression. The transcript has 10 exons. The record is from RefSeq and is a predicted model, not a curated record. The coding region runs from base 322 to 5847 and encodes 1841 amino acids. Gene Ontology annotation, cellular component: nucleus. Lineage: Eukaryota; Metazoa; Chordata; Mammalia; Artiodactyla; Cervidae.